Amphiprion ocellaris (clown anemonefish) is the source of this 3778-nucleotide messenger RNA. RefSeq lists its product as uncharacterized. NCBI's taxonomy places the organism in Eukaryota, Metazoa, Chordata, Actinopteri, Pomacentridae. The coding region runs from base 2310 to 3314 and encodes 334 amino acids. The transcript is spliced from 2 exons. The record is from RefSeq and is a predicted model, not a curated record.
UAAUUUAAAGCAGUCUCUAGUCGGUUUGCUUUGCUUCAAAGGGGGCAAACAGAAAUAAAGAAGCUGCAGAUGGAGAGUUUUAAUUUAGCUUAGUUUUAGUCAUGGCUCUGUGGACAUUAGUCAGUUCAUCACUUUGGUUUAGAUUUAACACUCUUCGUGUGGCUGUCUUUUCAAUCCGUGUAUGGUUCGCUCAUUCGUUUUUCCAUUUCAAAAUAAAAUGAGAAAAAACAAAUAAUCACUUUUUUGUUUUUCGUUUAAAACCAGCUCUAAACUGUUCUUCCUCGGCGACUUCCGGUGUUGCUACAAAAUAAAACUGCAGCUGUAUUUUGUAUUUCAGUUUUAAUAAGCUAGAGCAAAAACACUGUGUUUUUUCAUUAGUUAAAUAAUGCAUCUCUACAUUUAGGUUUUAAAAACGGAAAAACAAAAAACAUCGUGGUUUAUUGUUUUUUUUUGUUUUAUUUUGAAACGGAAAAACGAAUGAGCGAACCAUCACGGAUUUUUUCGGUCCAUGUUUAUUUUAGUAAUUGGAUUUUCCGUUCUGAAACAGGUAUUGAAAAACAAAAAACGAGUGGUUAUUUGAUUUUCAUUUUAAAAUGCAAAAAAUAAAGUUGAAAUACAAGGCGUUUUUCCUUUUCAUGAUCAAAAAGGGAUAUACGAAAUUUUUAAAAUGCUUUGAUUUUCAUUUUAUAUUUAGAAUAACAAAAAAAUAACAUCAGCAAGAGACAGAAACGAACAAAGGUCCGUUUUUUCAUUUUCUGAGACCGGAAGUGGUCAUCAGCAAGUGUGGAGCCAAACGACAGCAAGAUGCUCAGAGGGCGGAGCCAGAGAGCAGUGAUUGGUCAGACUAUAGAUGUAUAUAGAAGACAGCGCUAGCGGAUCUAGUCUAUAUAUAUCUAUGAUCAGCUCGUCUGCUAGCAUCUCUGGCUGCUGUUGACCUUGUUUUUGGAGUAAAACACGGUAAGAAGAUAAAUACUUCUAACCAGUAGCGUUGUUUUGUUGUACGUUAAGUCAGCGACUUGUGAAGAGUUGUGUUUUGUCGUGUUUGAGCAGUUGGUCCGGACACGUUAGCUAGCUAAGCGGCUAAGUUAGCUAGCGGGCUAAUUAACACAGGUGGCUAACUUACCGCUGAACACCUGUGUUAGUUGCUGCUGCAGCUGCCCUCAUUAUUAGAACGAACUCCUCAACCUGUAUUUCUCUGCUGUGUAUUUAGCUUUUAAAAAAGUUAUUUUACUUUAAGGUUAACUGAAACCCGUUCAGCUGCACUGAAGUUUAACAUUCAGCUGCUUUGAAUUAAAUCAAGCUUAACUUAACAUUGCACAUUACCUCUGAAUCUUCAUUAUUUCAUUAAAUUCCUUCUCUCUUCCACUGCUCAAGUUCAAUCCAGUAUAUAAAGUGACAUUAAUAGUGAAUAAACUAACAACCAGCCAUUGUAUUUAUUUAUUAUUGCAUGUAUUUGUAGUAAAACACGAGUUGAAACGUCCUACUUUUGGAUCUAGAACUGCACAAGAAGUUCAUUUUCAGUCACCUGACGAGUUAAACUCCCCUUUUUAUGUGAGGUUGAAGCAGAAAGUCUGAGUUAACAAAGAAAGUUGUUUAUAAUUUGUGAUACCUGUUAUCUCUGACUGAGGCUUUAGUUUCUGUUGAGGUGAUUUACACGUAGAAACUUUGUUCAGGAAGAUUUCUCAGUAGCUCAGAGGACAGGCUGCUUUUUACACAACCUUGUAAGAGAAUGUCUGUCAAUGCUUUCAGCAGAAUUUAGAAACACAACACUUCCUAAACAGAUAUUUUGAGGCUGUGAGGUUGAACGUUUGAGAGUAUAUCAGUGUGUUUGUUUGUGGUCUUUCUGUUUCUAGGUGGAAGCUGAAUUAGUGAGGAUGACUCCUGCUCCUGUCAUCUCUAAGCUCCUCCCACAUCUUUACCUGCACAUGAGGAAAUCACUCCUGUAGAAUGCAGAUGUUCAGAGGGAGAUGAUGCCACAUCUGGUCCAGCUGAUGGAAGGUCUUGAAGUUCUCUGACUGGCCUGGACUGAAGAUGGUCGUCUCACUGGAUUUAAGGUUCAGAUGCUCAGUAACAAACUCCACCAAUGAGCCAACAGGGAAGUUUUAGGUUUAUUAAAUGUUGCUAUGAAGGUAUCACUGUUUUUCUUUGUGAAUGCAAUGUGCUCCAACUGAAACUUGAAUUAAAACUUAGAAGUAAAUGGUUCCAUCUGAAAGGAUUUAGUUGCAUUAAUAAGCUCAUAAUAUUCUAAUUUUUAUUCCAGUCUUGGUUGGAAAUAGAAUCUUAAACAUCACUCCUGCUUCAAGAACCCUAUGAUCGCUUCCACCUUGUCUGCUUGGUGGAAAGCACUGGAAACCACAGGCUCCCAAUUAAAACCCAGUAUACUCUCCCCAAUCUGGCACAACCCUGAUUUUGCAAACAACAAAAUAGCUCUUUAUUUCAGCACAUGGGCAGAGAGAGGAGUCACUCACCUCCAUCACCUUCUGGAUGAUAACACAUUUAGGACAUAUAUAAACUUAUUCCAAACAUUUGAAAUAAGAAAUGGAAAUUUUCUUCAGUACCUACAGGUAAAGAAGACGAUUACAAGUAGAAUUCCAUCGCUUCAGACUACUUUACAGCCAACGGAUUUACAGCCACCUGAAUUUGUCGACUACAUUGUGAAACUCUCUCCAAGAAAUAAGAAGAAUCUCUCAAAAAUUUAUGGUUUACUCUCAAAGACACACUCUAUACACCUACCAACUCAAAAAUGGGAAAACGACGUAUCCAAAUCUUUUGACUCUGAUUUUUGGACCCAAAUCUGUGAAAACACAUUUAAAAUGACUAAAAACACCAACUUACAAUUGAUCCAAUUUAAGGUGCUUCACAGAACGCAUAUAACGCAAUAUAAACUGUAUAAAAUGGGCUUCUCACGCUCAGACACAUGUACGCAAUGCACCCAAAACAUGACUGACACUUACUUUCACGCUCUGUGGCUUUGUACACCCGUCUAUCAAUUCUGGGUAACAAUCACGCAGAAACUCUCCAAAAUUUUGGACUGCGGGAUUCCACAUUCCCCGAACGUUUGCCUAAUUGGUGAUCUAACGCAAACAGCCCUUCCAGACAUUCAUAUCCAACCCACACUUGCAGCUAUCGCCAUUGCCAAAAAGACAAUUUUAGUUAACUGGAAAGAUAAGAAAGCCCUCAACAUCAUCCAUUGGCUGAACCUCCUCACAGAACACAUUUCACUUGAGAGAAUAUCUGCUAUCAGAAAAAACCAAUUGGACUCCUUCAAAGAAAAAUGGUCUCCAUUUAUUAAAUCGAUAAAUAUUAAUCUAUAGCCUCCGCUUGUAUGUGGGCGUAUGCCAUUUCCCUCAUAAAAUUGUAAUUAUUAUUCUGUCUGUGUGUAUGGUCUGACUUCUCUCUGCUUUAUUUCAGUUUAUUAACCCUCUACCUUUUUAAGUAGGAUGGCACCAUGGACUUCAAGCCUGUGUGCAUGCACUAGUGGUGUCCCUUCCCUAUUGCUCUUGGGGUCGCUCUCUGGCUCUGCGGGGCCGGCGUGGCUCGGGCCCCUCUGCCUGGGGGUGGGUGUCCCCGGUGUCUCUCCCUUCGAGCCCUGGGUCUGCUGGGUCUAUGCGCUCUCCCGGGGCCUUGGGGGUGGCGGCGGCUGGUCUCUUCUGGGGCGCCCUGGCUGGCCCUGGGGUUUGGGGUGGGUCGGCCCUCCGGUCGCUCCCCUGUCCUUUCCUGCUCUGCUUCCCUCCUCCUCCCUCCUCUCCUGCCUGGCCGCUCGUCCUCAUCCCUCUCC